AUGGAGCGGGGCGGCGGGGGCGGGGGAAGCCUCGAACUCGCCGGGGGCGGAGGCGGCGGUGGCAACGGGGAUUUGUGCCUUCAGGAUCUCGUUACCGGAUCGACAACCGGUCUAUCGGUCCAGCAUCAUCAGCACACCGCCGCAUCCGCGAUGGCCGGCCUCCACGGUGACCACUUUCAGGGAACGAUGCACCAUCCCGAUCUUCACGGGAAUUCGCAUCACGACACAUCCAUGUUGCACAACUCGACCCAUCAGUUGCACGAACCGCUGGAGAAACUUAAACGUGUAUGGGCACAGGGCGACUUCCGGGACGAGACGAACGAGGGUUUGGCGAGGCUCGAUUCGACGGGUCACGGAGCUCACACCCCCGGCGGCAGCAACCCCAGUAAACAGGGCGCGACAAACACGGCACCCUCCGGUGGAUUUUCCACCGCGCCGCCCAGAUCUCGCACGAACACGACGCACAGGCCGGAUAUCCGAAAAGGUGUUCGGACACCGACAGAGGUGAAACACGAACUGGGUGCCGGCGGAGGGGUGGUUUCUCCCGCGGGUAUUGCUGGCGUGAACGACGCGGACGAUAAGGACGGGAAAAAGAACAAACGGCAAAGGCGGCAGAGGACGCAUUUCACGUCGCACCAGCUCCACGAGCUGGAGGGUUUCUUCACGAGAAACCGGUAUCCGGACAUGCCGACGAGGGAAGAGAUAGGUCAGUAUCUCCGCCUUCAAGAAUCACGAGUCAGGGUAUGGUUCAAGAACAGAAGAGCAAAAUGGCGGAAGAAAGAGCGUAACGCAUUGAACGCAGCCGCGGCAGCCACCGGCGAUUUCAAGACCGGUUUCAGUACCGCCAACCUAAACGGUUUCAUCGGCCAGCCAUUCGCAGACCCGGACGCCCUCUACAGUUCGUACAGUACGUACAACAACUGGGCGGCCAAGGUCCCGUCCCCGUUGAGCACCAAAAGUUUCCCGUGGAUGAACACUUUGGGCUCGGUUGUACCCACCGCAUCCCACCACCAUCACCACACACAAGUUAGCCCCGUGAAUUGCUUCAACGCCGCGGCAACGUCUGUCGCCAGCAGCCACAUGGGCGGUAUGUCCGUGUCGGUUGGUCAGGCAGCCACCUCUAUGUUACCCGGAAUGGGAUCAGGCUUAGGUGUGGCGGGUUCCCCUGUUGCGGCGUCAGGUGCAGCGUGUCCGUACGCGACACCAGCCGCGCCUCACCAUCCUUACGGACCACCAGUCUACACUCCACAUCAUAGAACCGCGGCGGCACCUGAGAUGACCUCGAGUAGCAUCGCCUCCUUACGAUUAAAAGCCAGGCAACACAGCAGCGGUUACAGCGGUCUGAGCGGCAGCUCGUUCAGCAUAGACAGCACACCAGUCUCCGCGGCUGGAAGUCCCGUUAGUUCCAGAGCGUCCUCGGUAGGGGGCGGUGGUGGUCUGAGCGCCUGUCAAUACGCUAUGUCGACAACCGGCGAAGGUAAUCCACACUCGCCUGGAAACGCCGAGGCUCACGUGAACGCAACUGCCAGAGCCCAAGUCUGA
This is a messenger RNA of Dufourea novaeangliae, 1542 nucleotides long. It is a transcript of the gene Ptx1, whose product is annotated as pituitary homeobox x. The transcript has 4 exons. Gene Ontology annotation, biological process: anatomical structure morphogenesis; regulation of transcription by RNA polymerase II. The coding region runs from base 1 to 1542 and encodes 513 amino acids. The record is from RefSeq and is a predicted model, not a curated record. NCBI's taxonomy places the organism in Eukaryota, Metazoa, Arthropoda, Insecta, Hymenoptera, Halictidae. Gene Ontology annotation, molecular function: DNA-binding transcription factor activity, RNA polymerase II-specific; RNA polymerase II cis-regulatory region sequence-specific DNA binding. Gene Ontology annotation, cellular component: nucleus.